CCAAGCUGACAUUCACAAAGAUCGGUGUGCUCUGCUGAAAAGAAUUACUUGCUUGCGGCAAAAUCGGAAGAUCUGAUCGUCUGAAAGAUCGAGCCAGUGACAAGACCGGACUUCAAACCACUAUUCACUAUCAUUGAUAACUGCUUCGAGUGAAGUGCUCUCAGCAGCUAGUGAUUGACAGUAGACUACGUCUCAGUUUAGUUGGUGCGAGAUCAUGGAAGGCAGUCAAGGACUUCGCUUUGCUGCAAAUAUAUCAGAUGGAUUCCUCUUCUCCGAGGUCAAUUUCCUGCAGCGCUUCAAGGCAGCAAAGGAUUCAGGGUUUAGCGGAGUUGAGUGUGCCUUCCCUGCCAGUGUCACACUAGACAGUCUUGCCAGUGCACAGAAAGCCGCAGGUAUCCAGCACGUCCAUUUGAAUCUUCCAGCAGGUGAUUGGGCUGCUGGUGAACGUGGUAUUGCAGCGAAUCCAGCCAAGGUCAAAGAAUUCCAAGAGAGUGUGGAGACAGGAGUGAAGUAUGCCAAUGCACUGGGCUGCAAAAGGGUACAUGCACUGGCUGGUGUAGUCAGUGAAGCAUGUGAUAAGGAGCAAUGGACGAGGACAUUUGUCGAAAAUUUGAAGUGGGCAGCAGAUCAACUCAGCAAGGAGGGGAUUCUUCUUCUCAUUGAGCCAAUUUCUACAAUUCCUGGGUACUUCCUGCAGCACCAGGAACAAGCACUGGAUAUUCUCCACAAGGUCGGCCACAGCAACUUGAAGCUUCAAUUUGAUAUUUACCAUGCUCAAAGAAUGGAUGGAAAUUUAUGUGACUUCAUGUCAAAGAACAUCCACUCUAUUGGUCACAUUCAAAUUGGUCAGGUACCAGGACGUCACGAACCCGACCAAUCCGGCGAGCUGAAUUACUCACAUCUGUUUUCCCAUAUCAAGUCAUUGGGGUAUGACGGCUGGGUGGGCUGUGAAUACAAACCCGCUGGUGAUACAACCCUGGGCCUGAAAUGGCUACCUAAACUCCAAUGAGGUGCUGGAUCGUAACCUGGGCUUGACAUCAGUGUGUACUAAAGGUGUUGACAUAUGCUGGUCAUAUCGCAAUACAGUGUAUUAUUAAAAUUUCAACUCUCUUCACUGUUCUGCAUACUUGCAAGUACUACAUUUGUAGUUAUAAUUAUUUAGUUAUAUUGGUAACACUAUGGACACAUCACUGGACACUUUCAUAACUUGAUUGGCCAUUGUGAAAUUCACACUCCCGUAAUUUUGUAUAGACGACUUUCCCCUUUCUAUUCCCGUACUUUGUGAAAUACUACUAUUUGAAACAGUUUGAUUUUGUGGUCUCCAUCGCAUUAUCCUUGGCAUUGUUUACUAUAUUAUUUAUGGAUAUGUUCUCAUGCCAAUCACAUGUACAUCUCUGACAUGAUAUCAGAUUGUGAUAAGUGUGAUAACACAA
Molecule: messenger RNA, 1433 nt
Organism: Sycon ciliatum
Lineage: Eukaryota; Metazoa; Porifera; Calcarea; Leucosolenida; Sycettidae
Product: hydroxypyruvate isomerase-like
Exons: 9
Coding region: 215-1009 (264 amino acids)
Source: RefSeq, a predicted model, not a curated record